GGGGCAUCUUUGAGACACGGGAGAAUGAACCUGUCAGCAUGGAUGAACUCGCCUUUAAAUUUGCAGUUACAAGUAUCAACCGAAACAGAACCUUGAUGCCAAACACCACGUUGACCUAUGAUAUCCAGAGAGUAAACCUCUUUGACAGCUUUGAAGCCUCCCGAAGGGUAUGUGACCAGCUGGCCCUGGGGGUUGCGGCGGUCUUCGGCCCCUCUCACAGCUCCUCGGUCAGUGCCGUCCAAUCCAUUUGCAAUGCCCUAGAGGUGCCGCACAUCCAGACGCGCUGGAAACACCCAUCCGUUGACAAUAAAGACAAUUUUUACAUAAACCUCUACCCUGAGUACACCUCCAUAAGCAGGGCUAUCCUGGACAUUGUCCUUUUCUACAAAUGGAAGUGUGUUACUGUGGUUUACGAGGACAGCACAGGACUUAUGCGUAUGCAGGAACUGAUCAAAGCUCCGUCCAAACACAACCUGAAGAUCCGUAUCCGCCAGCUGCCAUCAGGAGGAGGUGACAGUCGCCCCCUUCUGAAGGAGAUGAAGAAAGAAAAAGAGUUUUACAUCAUCUUCGACUGCUCCUACCAAGUUGCCGCCGAGCUUCUCAAACAGCUGAUGUCGAUGGGUAUGAUGACGGAGUACUAUCAUUUCUUCUUCACAACCUUGGAUAUGUUUGCUUUGAACCUUGAGCCGUACCGCUAUAGUGGAGUCAACAUGACAGCCUUCCGCCUCCUGAAUCUAGAUGAUCCAUAUGUGACUUCCGUGAUCCAGAAAUGGUCCAUGGAGCGCCAGCUGGCACCACCCAAACCUGAGAGUGGACUGAUGAGCGGCAUUAUGACUACCGAGGCUGCGCUCAUGUAUGACGCAGUGUUCAUGGUUGCUGUUGUGUCUCAGCGGGCCACGCAGAUGACAGUGAGUUCCCUGCAGUGCCAUAGACACAAGCCCUGGAGAUAUGGUCCGCGCUUCAUGAACUUGUUUAAAGAGUGGCUCCAGUACAGUUGCCUGGAAUGGUGGAAAUGGUUUACAAUCGAGGUCAUCAUCAAGUCUCCAGGUAUCCUGCGGGAUAGUAAAGCUGUGUCCACCUGA
This is a messenger RNA of Carassius auratus (goldfish), 1082 nucleotides long. Its product is annotated as glutamate receptor ionotropic, kainate 1-like. Lineage: Eukaryota; Metazoa; Chordata; Actinopteri; Cypriniformes; Cyprinidae. The record is from RefSeq and is a predicted model, not a curated record. The transcript is spliced from 7 exons. The annotation marks the transcript as partial.